Molecule: messenger RNA, 3643 nt
Organism: Cajanus cajan (pigeon pea)
Lineage: Eukaryota; Viridiplantae; Streptophyta; Magnoliopsida; Fabales; Fabaceae
Product: P-loop containing nucleoside triphosphate hydrolases superfamily protein
Cellular component (GO): mitochondrial outer membrane
Molecular function (GO): ATP hydrolysis activity; ATP binding
Source: RefSeq, a predicted model, not a curated record
GCAAGGGAGAACAGUGGAACACCGCACACGUUGUUUUGAAGUUUAAGCUUUGCACUCAAAAAACAUUAACACAACUUCGAAGUUGUAUCUCAUCUCUUCUCCACGCUCUUCUCGCACAUUCUUUCGCUUUUCCCUCUUAAUCUUAUGACCUCGUUUUCACACCAGCUAUCCAUUAAGCACAGUAAGUGUUGAAGAAAGACAAUAAUUUCAAUGUACUUGAGGAGAAUACAGUGCAGAGAUAGGACAUGGGCUUUGGUGUUGCAGCCAUCAAAAUACUUCUUUAGGCCAAGAUUCUAUGAUCAUCCAUACUUUCAAUCUUUGUCCCCUAAGAUCACUGUGAAAGAAUAUUCUUCACAUGGCAGGAUCAUCAGAAAACAUCUUUUAGGUUCUGAUUCAUGUAGGCAUACUUCAUCUAGAAAUAGUUUCACUGGUCUGGAUAAAAGGCCUAGUUUAUGUCUUAAUGGUACUCAGUUACGUUCCUAUAGUUCUGAAGGUGAUGGAAGAAAUGCAAGUGAGGAUAAUCAUGUACAUGUUAGUGAUGGAGCUAACUUUGAUAAAGGAGAGAAUCAAAAAGAGAAGUUUGGGAAAGAUAUCGAGCACUGCAAUGCACAUACACGACUUGGAGAACAGGAACAAGAGGAAUGGCUUAAUAAUGAGAAGCUUUCUAUAGAAAGUAAAAAGAGAGAAUCACCAUUUUUGACAAGAAGGGAUAAGUUUAAAAAUGAGUUUAUGAGAAGAAUUAUUCCUUGGGAGAAAAUAAACAUUUCCUGGGAGACAUUUCCUUACCAUAUUAAUGAGCAUUCAAAAAAUCUUCUGGUGGAAUGUGCUGCUUCCCAUUUGAGACAAAAUAAGUUUGCUUCAUCUUUUGGCACUCACCUCCCAUCAUCAAGUGGGAGAAUAUUGCUUCAGAGCAUUCCUGGGACUGAGCUGUAUCGGGAGAGAUUGGUUAGAGCUCUUGCACAAGAUUUACAAGUUCCUCUGUUAGUGCUUGAUAACAGCAUUCUUGCGGCUUAUGAUAUUGACGAUGAUUUAUCAUCAGAUUAUGAUUCUGAUGAAGAUAAUGCAGAGUCUGGGGAGGAGGGUUCUCUGGAAUCGGAGAAUGAGGUUGAUAAUGAUGCUAGCAAUGAAGAAGAGUGGGCUAGCAGUACUGAGGCGAAGUCAGAUGCAAGUGAUAAUGAAGAUGCAAUAGCAUCUGCUGAAGCUCACCUUAAGAAGGUUAAAGCAGCUGUUCUUCGGAAACUUGUCCCUUACAAUGUUGAAGAAUUUGAAAAGAUAGUGUCUGGAGAAUCCGAGAGUUCUGAGUCAUCCAAGUCGAAUGAUGCCGAAUCUUCUGAUAAAUGUGAAUGCCAGCUAAAAAAAGGUGACCGUGUGAAGUACAUUGGGCCAUCUGUUCAAGUUACAGAUGAGGAUAGGAUCAUACUGGGGAAGAUACUGACAUCUGAUGGUCCAACUAGUGCAUAUACUAUUAUACAUGGCAGGCCAUUAGCUAAAGGUCAGAGAGGAGAGGUAUAUGAGGUUAAUGGAGAUCGAGUUGCUGUGAUCUUGGAUAUUAAUGAAGAUAAGGUCAAGGAGGGCGAAGCGGAAAACCUAAAUGAUGAUCGUACAAAACCUCCAAUUUAUUGGAUACAUGUUAAGGACAUUGAGAAUGAUCUUGAUGCUCAAUCACAGGAUUGCUACAUAGCAGUGGAGGCCUUAUGUGAGGUUUUGCAUUGCAAACAACCUCUUAUUGUCUAUUUUCCAGACAGUUCACAAUGGUUACAUAAAUCAGUUCCCAAGUCAAACCGAAAUGAGUUUUUUCGUAAGGUUGAGGAGAUGUUUGACCGGUUGUCUGGCCCUAUAGUAUUGAUUUGUGGGCAAAACAAAGUUCAGUCAGGAUCAAAGGAGAAAGAACAAUUCACAAUGAUACUUCCAAAUUUUGGACGUGUCGCUAAGCUGCCUCUUUCUCUGAAGCGUUGGACUGAGGGAAUAAAAGGGGACAAAACAUCAGAUGAUGAUGAAAUUAACAAGCUCUUCUCCAAUGUUUUGAGUAUACAUCCACCGAAGGAUGAGAAUCUGCUGGUAACAUUCAAGAAACAACUUGAGGAAGAUAAGAAAAUUGUGACAUCACGUAGUAAUUUGAAUGUAUUACGGAAGGUUCUUGAAGAACAUCAGUUAUCAUGCAUGGACCUUUUGCAUGUAAAUACUGAUGGCAUCAUUUUGACGAAGCAUAAAGCUGAAAAAGUGAUUGGCUGGGCAAAAAAUCAUUAUUUGUCGUCAUGCUUGCUUCCAUCUGUUAAAGGAGAAAGAUUGUGCCUACCUCGUGAAAGUCUUGAAAUUGCAGUCUCAAGAUUGAAGAGCCAGGAAACUAUCUCACGGAAGCCUUCUCAAAGCCUCAAGAACCUUGCAAAGGAUGAGUUUGAGAGCAAUUUCAUUUCAGCUGUAGUACCUCCUGGUGAAAUUGGGGUGAAGUUUGAUGACAUAGGUGCUCUUGAAGACGUGAAAAAGGCACUUAAUGAACUCGUUAUUCUUCCAAUGAGAAGGCCAGAUCUUUUCUCUCAUGGAAAUCUGUUGCGGCCCUGUAAGGGAAUAUUACUUUUUGGUCCUCCUGGCACUGGGAAAACCCUUUUGGCUAAGGCACUUGCGACUGAAGCUGGUGCAAAUUUUAUUAGCAUAACUGGUUCGACCCUUACUUCAAAGUGGUUUGGAGAUGCUGAAAAACUAACCAAAGCACUCUUUUCGUUUGCCAGCAAGCUUGCUCCUGUCAUUAUUUUUGUUGAUGAAGUUGACAGUUUGCUUGGUGCUCGAGGUGGUGCUUUCGAGCAUGAGGCCACUAGAAGAAUGAGGAAUGAGUUCAUGGCAGCUUGGGAUGGAUUAAGGUCAAAAGAAAAUCAAAGAAUCCUUAUUCUUGGUGCCACUAACAGGCCAUUUGACCUUGAUGAUGCUGUUAUUCGUCGCUUACCAAGAAGGAUAUAUGUUGAUUUACCAGAUGCUGAAAAUCGAAUGAAGAUUUUAAGAAUCUUUCUUGCACAAGAAAAUUUGGAUUCAAAUUUUCAGUUUGACAAACUAGCUAACUUGACUGAUGGAUACUCUGGCAGUGAUUUGAAGAACCUCUGUAUUGCUGCGGCAUAUAGACCUGUUCAAGAACUCUUAGAGGAAGAAAAGAAGGGAGCCAGUGAGGGUACAACUUCAGUACUAAGGCCUCUUAAUGUGGAUGAUUUUAUUCAGGCAAAAUCCAAGGUGGGUCCAUCAGUUGCGUAUGAUGCAACAAGCAUGAAUGAGUUGAGGAAGUGGAACGAAAUGUACGGAGAAGGCGGUAGUAGGACAAAAUCACCUUUUGGAUUUGGGACUUGACCUCAUCACUAACCAAUGCAAUGCUUCUUUGAUUUGAUAGAUAGAUAGAUAAACAAAAGACUUUGAGCUUAUUACUUCUCACUGCCCUCUGCAUUUCGGUAGCAGUGCUUUCCCAAAUUUAUUUAUACGAAUUGGUUGUUAGGAGGAUGUUUCGUGCUGAUACAAGAGUAAUUCAGUUUAAUGUAUUGUAAUGAAAUGUAGGUAGCCUCUAAUUUUGUCUAGGGAAUGUGCUAUCUUAUGCUUAACAGUAGGGGUAAUUUCCCCAAUUAUAUAUAUAUUUUUUUCAGCUAUGUUUAAUAAUUAAAUUUCAUCA